AUGAACGCGAAGUAGUAAGGUGUAAAACAUAGUAGAAUUGUGUUUUUUUUGUCCAAAACUGCAGCAAAACAAAUGCAAUAAAAAUUAAAAACAGCACAAACAUCGAUGCUAGCCAAUGGGGAGGAACUUAGCCAGUGCGUGAAAAAUUUGUAAUUAAAAAAGAGAUAGUAGUGAACCGGUAAAUACUUUGCGAAGGCCAAAAAAAAGCCACACACAAUGGAAGACACAGUAGUAGGAGUAUGUUGAAUAAGUGUGUAGUAGUAGUGUAGCUGUGCGAAUUAGCGUGUGAGGCCACAACUGACGAAAUUAACGAAAAGAGACGGAACAAAGCAAAAACACAAAACAUAUAUUUGAAGCGUAAAAAAGAUAAAUAAUAUACACAUAUAAUAGCAAAAACAAUAACCAAAAUGCUGAAGCAAGUGAAAAAAUAAUUAUAUUAAAGUCGCGUGCGUGCCACAGCGAAACAAAACGCCGGGAAUGCUAAUGCUGCUGGCCGUGCAGCAGCUGACGUCUAUAUAUAUGUAUAUAUACCUAUAUAUAUCUAUAUAAUACGUCAUACAUAUAUAUAAUGCUUUUGGCCGCCAGCGGGCAAGCAGCGCCCUAUACCUACGACUCGAAUGCGACGCGAAAGAUAUCCAGCAACAACAAUAACAACAGCAAUGCUAGCACAGGCACACCAACCGCUUCUGGAGCAGCGGGGACGGCUACAACAGGGUCAACGGUACGUCCCACAACUGCCAGCAGCAUUGCUAGCAAUGCGGCCACAGCGAUAAUGAAAACGCUUUCUGUGCGCCUGCAUCGUGGCACCGAAUUCAUCAAGGAUACCGUUACCAAGGCACUGGUCAUGUCCGCAACGCCAGUGAUGCAGGUGCAGGCGCCAGCGCAGGUCAAGCCGUUGGAAAUUAAUCAGAAUUUUAAGCGAAAACCCACAGGUGUUGGUGGUGUCAUAGCCAUACACAACAAAAUGGAGCGCCAAAGCUGCCACGAAAAGCCCCAGCUCAUCGGCCAGUACACUCAGCCAUAUGUUGCUCCGACAGCUGCAUUUCUGCGUCGCUUUACUGUGGCACCCUCGGCGUUGCAUCGUUCAGCUCAGGCACGCAAACGCAAUCCCAGCACUGAUAGCUUACUCAUGGACCUGUGUUUAUUCAAGCCCAUACGCCCCGUGGCCAUAACGCCUAUCAAAAUCAACAAAGCAAGAGGUUUUGAACUUAAGCGUCCAAAAUUUGUGCCUCCAAGCAGCAAUCUAUUUAGUGAUGAUGAUGAUGAUGAAGACGAUGAACAGGAAGCAGAGCUAGAGCAACAUAAGCCAAAUCUCAGCACUCUGAUAUUGCCACAAUAUGCCACCGCUUCGGCCUUUGUGCCACAUCAAAACACAGCCAACACACACACCUCAGGCUCUGAUACCGGAGCUGCUACUGCUACAGACACAGUCAAGCCAAAGGCAACAGCCACAAAACGACGACGACGUGCGCCACUGCUUGCAGCCAGAAAACGACGUAAAGCUGCCCCAUCAUUUCCAACAGCAGCAGAAGCAACAUUGUCAACAACAGCAAUCGCAUUAGCAGCUCCAAAAGUUACUGUAGAAACAAAGAAAUCAGCUCCAAAGCGCAAAAGACGCUCCAUAUCGCCGUUGCCUCGCUCACCGCCAAUGACCCGUCAACGUGCGCGUCUACAGAUCUCUGCCAGCAGCGGCAAGUAAAUGCAUCAGCUGGACACACACACACACACACACGUUCACUCCUUAUUCUCUGUCUCACCAUGACUUAAUGUCAGCUAAAUAUUUGUUAUUGUCAAGUGAAUUCAUUGGAACGCAAAAUGAUAUUCAAUGCCUAGAGCUGUUAUAUCAUACAAGCAGAUGUUGCAGUUUGCAAGAUUUUGGUUAUAUUUAUCGUAGACAAGUCAUGACAAGUGAAGUCCUAGCUGACGUAUCCAAAAAGUAGUCCCUUUAUGGAAUGAUUUAUAUUUUGUGUUUGUCCAAGUCUAAUGCCAAAUUAAAAAGCUUUUUUGCUUCAAUUAUGCAAUAUGCUUUUUUUUAAGUUUUGAUUUUGUAUUUUUUAUGUAUUGUAUGAAAAUUCAGCUGUUGGGAUAAGUUUCCAUUUAUACUUCACUUGCUUUAAGUUAAAAAAUGCUUAAAUAUGCUUUGUAAGUUUAACUGGUCUUUAAGACUGAUGGCAUAACGAAUAUAACGACAACAAGAUUAAGAACUCAUGAAAAAAUAUCAACUGAUAUGCAAAAUGCAAAACAACCUUUGAGAAUUUAAGUUUAAGCAACUCCCCAAUCAUAAGCAAAAAGUAUUAAAA
Molecule: messenger RNA, 2300 nt
Organism: Drosophila busckii
Lineage: Eukaryota; Metazoa; Arthropoda; Insecta; Diptera; Drosophilidae
Exons: 3
Coding region: 569-1699 (376 amino acids)
Source: RefSeq, a predicted model, not a curated record